CACUCAUACGGCCACAAGGCCCAUACGGACACAUCCAUCCAUGCUUCACGGCUACUAGUGCCAAGAGCACUCACGCACACACUUGUGCUCACACACACACAUGAAGCUAGCAGCCUCCGGCUCUUUUCCGUAAUAUACAGCUAUAGGAGCAACUCUGUACUGUCACAUAUAUAUACCACACUCGGUAGGACUAGUGGUGUUUUCUCUCCGGAGAGCCUUGAACCUGGGUAUAUCUUGCGUCCCGCGCUCGCUCAUGCCGACCUCGCCUCUGGAGCCCACCAGUGCCCUCGAGCCUCCUCCUAUCUUCAGCCAUCCCAUGGCAUCUGCCGCGCGCCCACCACGACAGUUGGCACCCACCGUGGGGCAGCUCGAGGUCCUGGCCGGAAGCAUGUUCCAGACGGGGCUCCCCUCCAACUCCGACGAGCCUGUCAAGCUGCCCCGGAACCGCGGUCCAGGCGGGACAAUCUUCAUCAUCACCGUGGUGUCGCGCUGUCACUCCGGUAGCGCUCGGAGGUUCGACAUCAACACGCCUCCGGGGCAACCGCACGGGACGGCGCGUCCCCGUCGUCGGUCUUGUCAUUUUCUUCAUCAUCACCGCGGCGUCGCGCCGUCACUCCGGUAGCGCUCGGGGGCUCGACAUCAAGACGCCUCUGGGCGACCGCACGGGAUGACGCGUCCCCAUCAUCGGCCUCGCCAUUUUCGCCGUCAUCACCGCCACGAUGUCGUCGUCGUCGUCUCUUCGGCCGCGCUCGGGGGCUCUCCAUCAACACGCCCCCGAGGCGGCCGCGCGGGAACGCGCGUCCUCGUCGGCGACCUCGGCUCCGUCGGCCUCAGCUCUCUUCUCUGCGGACGUUCUGCAUCGUGCGCUUCACCAAUUCCAAGCGAGCAUCCGCAGCCUCGCGCCCUGCCGUCCAAGCGACUGCAGCGCUUCUCCGCCUCGCCAUCGGGCUCGCGGGACGCCCGUCCUCGCAGUCUCAGGCUCACCGGCGCAAGUUCCUCUCUUCUCGCUGCCCAUAUAAUACUCAGAUACACUGACCAUACACUGCACACUCGCUCUGCUCCACUGCACCUCCGUCCUGCUGCGACCACACCUUGCCGUAGCUGUGCCGCGGCGCCCCACGCGUCUGCGCGCGCCUGCGCGCCGGACGCUCCUCCACCACGAGCUCUUUGCUGCCCGGCUGCAUGGACACCGCCUCGCUGGCCAUACGCUCCUGUGCAGUAGCCAGAUUAUCCCUAUACUAACCAAAGCUAGCAAGCACGCACACGGCCCAGCAGCUCGAUUGAUUCUUCAGCUAGCUGGUACUACGCGCGUACUGUCUUGCUCGUAUGCAUGUGCGCCCGCGCCUGCGGCACAUCGCCCCUGCGUCUCCGCGGCCGGCUCGCGCCUCUGUCCUGCGCCGGCGUCCCGCGACUCGCUCGCCGGCUUGGCGCCCACCGGCUCGCGCGUGCAUCCCGGCCACUCCUGCGUCCCGACCUCGUCCGACCCCAUGCCAGUUGGCCGGGUCGCCGCCUUGCGCGCCGGGUCCCCGCACCCCGGCCGUCUCCGCCUCGUCCUCGGCUCCAGCAGCGCAGCGCCGGGUCCGGCCCCGUCCGCUAGCCGGCUUCCGCGCGUCCCGGCCAGCUUCUGUGCCCCUGGUCCGGGCUCCCGCUCGCGCGCCCCGGCAGGCCGGCUUCCGCCCGCGCCGCCCCGCCACUCGGCUCCGUCUCCCCCGGUUGGCUCCGCCCCCGCACCCGUCCUCGCGUGCCUCCGCGUACGACCACGAUCGUGUGCCGGCUCCGCCCUCCCUGCGCACCCGCCGGCUCCGCUCCGGCCGGCUCCGCCCUCGCUCCGCAACCCAGCGCGUUGUACGCCCGUGCCGGCAGCAACCCGCGCCCGCACCCUGCUCCGCCUCGACCCCGAGCCUUGUCUCUUCCGGCUCCCCCGCCAUCUGCGCUCCCGGUCCGCACCGGCUCUGGGUCGCCACCCCGAGCCCGGCCGCGUCCGACCUCGCGCCCAUCCGACCCGGCUGGCUGCGCUGGCCGGCCUCCUGUCGCGUCGCCCGCUCCUCUAUGCGCACCCGCACUGCCGGCUCCUCCUUGCGCGCCCUCGCCGGCUCCACCCGCAACCUGGCCUGCCGGCUUCGCCCUCCCCGGCUCCGCCGCAACCCAGCCUGCCGGCUUCGCCCGCGCCGGCUCCCACGCUGGCUGGCUCCCCCGCAACCCGGCCGCCGGCUUCCGCCGCGUCCUGCCCCUAUCGGCUCCUCGCACUCCGGCUUCGCGUGCCCGCGCUGCUCAGCCGCCACGGGCAGAUGUUGCGUGAGAAAAAAAAAGAUGCCUGCUGAAAGAAGAAAAAGAGAUUCCGGCUGAAAAAGAACGAAAAAAAUGACGGCUCAGUUCGCUCGCCCGCGUCAUCGUCCGCCUCGACGCCUGGCCGGUCGGGUCGGACCGGCAGGGGCACCCCUCGAGCCACCGGGAGGCUCGGGGCUAUACCCAGUGGGCGGGACGCGUCAGCAAUCAUCGACGACCUCUGCCACGACUACACGAAAAUCAUUGUGAGCUCCUCACCCGCAUACUUUCACGCCACGCGCAAACACGGAUAACCCCGAGCGACGCUUGGGGACCACUUCAGCCUUUAUUACAGUUGCAUCAUUGUUCGCCCGGCACCGGCUAGUCUCGGCCCGGAGGUUGGCCACUCGGCCCGAUACGUUCGUUCCCGUAGACGGCUUAGUAGCGCAUACGGCACCGAAGGUCCACUCUCAGCGACAUACCGCAGCGCGGCUGUCCGGCAGGCGAGAGCAAAAGUUGAAAGUCACCCCACGCGAAAAACGUCCGGGAGAAGACGGCUUGGGCAACCCGGCCGUUUCCUUUAUGAGUAUCUACUCGGUCGAAUCCGCUCCUGUAGUCCGAGUAUUGUACGCUCCACUCCGCAGCCACUCUUCAUAACAGCUACAGACCGGUGUCGGUGUCAAACCCGGCGGAUCUCGGGUACGGGGUCCCGAACUGUGCGUCUAAGGUCGAUGGUAACAGGAGACAGGGGACACGAUGUUUACCCAGGUUCGGGCCCUCUCUAUGGAGGUAAUCCGCUACUUCCUGCCUGAUUAAUCUUGAUGAAUAUGAGUAUUACAAGAGUUGAUCUACCACAAGAUCGUAAUGGCUAAACCCUAUAAGUCUAGCAUUUAUGUCUAUGGUAAUGAGUAUCUCCCUUUCCGGGCUAAGCCCUCUGAUUUAUAUAGACACCGGGGAGAUUUAGGGUUACACAAGGUCGGUUACAAAGGAAAAGAAUCUACGUAUCCGGUCGCCAAGCUUGCCUUCCACGCCAAGGAGAGUCCCAUCCGGACACGGGUGCAGUCUUCGGUCUUCAUAUCUUCACAGCCCAUCAGUCCGGCCCGUGGCUAACAGGCCGGACGCCCGAGGACCCCUUAGUCCAGGACUCCCUCAGUAGCCCCCAAACCAGGCUUCAAUGACGAGGUGUUCGGCGCGCAGAUUGUCUUCGGCAUUGCAAGGCGGGUUCCCCCUCCGACGGCUUCCAAGUAAUGUGUUCGGCUUUUAAUUCAAUGCCACACCCUUCGGCUUUUGUGCUUCUAUGUCUUCAACUUCCACAUGUCGGGCGAAUGCGGAUGGUCAGGGUCUUUUUUGCAAAUAGCACCCUAGCCAUGCAAGAAUGAGCGUCUAUUUAAAGAGAUUGGAUCUCAGAUCAAUUCGGCACCACGCGAAAAAAAUCCUCAGAGACUGCCAGGAGAGACCACUCCAACAUGGCCAACAUUCCCAGCUCCUCUUCCCGUUCCAACCUAGAGAGAGGCGAGUGGGAGAGGUGCUCUGUAUCCCACAGACAUUUGGAGAAGCUGCAAACGCAGGGAUUUCUCCCUCCUGCAGAUCUGGUCCCUGUUCGAGCAGGAUUGGCCUCCUUCAACGGCAAAACCCAGGCGGAGGAUUUCCCCAAUCCGUCUGCGGGAUAAUGAGUGUGCUUCGUCCCCUAUUUGCUGAGGGGCGUGGGAUUUCCCAUUCACCCAUUCCCCCGAGGGCUUCUGGAGUAUUAUGGCCUCCAGCUGCACAACUUUACCCCGGCCUCCAUUCUGCACAUCGCGGGUUAUGUUGCUUUAUGCGAACUGUUACUGGGUAUUGAGGCCCAUUUUGAACUGUGGAGAAAGUUGUUUCGCCUUGUCCCGCGCAACGACGAAGGAUCAAUAUUUGAAGUGGGGUGCCGAAAUAUGGCGCAUUGCCGAGACCGGAUACUUAUCCGGCACGCCGAAGAAGGCGUCGGAAGAGUGGACCUCUGAGUGGUUUUACAUUGAUGACGUCGUACUUCCAGAUCCGGUCCGGAGAGGCCUCCCCGAGUUUGCGAGUGUUCCUCUGAAGAAGCGCCACAGCUGGCGCCCCCGGAGUCCCGAGGAGGAAGAUAGUGCGGAAGUUCGCCAACUCCUGAGCAAGAUCAGGACGCUUGCCCAGUCCGGGUAUACAGUAGUCGAAGUGACGGCGACCUUCAUAGUACCGGGAGUUCAGCCACUCCAAUACAGAGGUCUCCCCAUGUGGAAUUACAAUGGGGAAGAUGACACCUCCCGCUGCAGCAGGAAAGGUCCGGAUACCCCUGCCGCCCUAGCUAAAAUAUUGGCCGAACUGUUCAAGGGUGAGGAAGAGGAGUUCCUGCGCAUCACACACAAAGAAGGAUAUUCCAUGUACAAUCCUCCUAGCUGGGUGAGCCCCCAACUUUUUUGCUCCACUCAUUCCCCUCCCUCAGCUUUAUUAACCCAUCCACUUAUAACAGCACUAGCGAAAGACUUCCGAGGGGCUCUACAGCCCCGCCCCGCAGCCCGAGGGCCACAAUCGGGACCUUGACCCUGGCUUCGAAGAGGAUCCGGAUAUAUUUGUGGUGCUGGAGAAUGGCGUGUUUUACCAGGCGAGCUACGACGGCACCGAAGUGGCCAUCAUCGCCGAUUACCCUGGUCUUCUGCCCGCUCCACACGUAAGUAGUCAGGAGGCAUCUUCCCCGAAAGGAUUCCUCCGUUCCGCCUCACCCACCGCACUGUCUCGUGCUUCAAAGGGGAGGCGUUCAACAUACCGUGCUACUCCAGGAGCGACUCCGAAGAGAGCGGCUCCCGCACCGGGCAAGCCUUCAAAGAGGAAGGAAGGCGAAGACACGGUCGGGCCCUCGUCAAAGAGGUAUGGGUUUGCAAAUAUGUGUUUUAAUAGUCGCAUCCAACUGUGACUUUCAUGUUCAUUCCGUAUCAAGAAAAGAGUCCGCUGGACUGUGUCCGGGGGUCUGGGCAGUAAUACUCCCAACAACCAGGAUCCAGCCCCAGUCGAGGGGACGGGGGCCGAUAUGGGGGUGACGCCGGACUGUCUUUCGGCCGAGGGCUCGGAAAAUAUGUCCGUCACCAACUCGGAAGUGGAGAGCGCCAUGAAUCAUCGGCGCUUGGGGGCCAUUUUACGAGACCCCCGCUGUUCGAAAGAGGCGUUUGAUGCCUUCAGCUCGGCUGACGCAUAUAUCCGAGCUGCUCGAGAUGGGCUUGGCAAAGCCACAAAGUAGCAUUUGACGGAUGUGCAGGUUCUGACGGAGAGGAACAACCUGCUAGCUCAAGAGCUGGAGCAGUGUCGGACACAGCUGAAUGCUUCUACCGCCGAACUGAAAGAGUCCAAGAUGGCAUCUUCUGGACCAUCAGGUCAACUGGAAGAGAAGUUGAAAACCGCUCAAGCGGGAGAGAAAGAGGCAAAAAGACUACACGUCGCAGGCGAACGGGUGUUGAUCCGAGUCAUGCAGGAGAAAAACAAAAUCCAAGAUUCAAAUACCAAACUGGGCGAAGAACAGAAAGAUGUGCGAGCCCAGCUAGCCGACGCCGUGAAGGAGAACAAAAAGUUGUGAUGCGGCAUAUUCAGUAUGUUGACGGGCCGCCCCGAAGAGGAGGUGUCCGGAUCAUCAAGUGAUCUCCUGCAAGGGCUGUCGCAAUUGCACGAGCAAGCUCGGCAGGCAAUGCGGAGUGUAGCCAAGGCCUUAUGGCCAUCCGACUCCCCUCCAGGGAGUAUGGAGAAGCUUGUAGAGCUAUUCAAGGGAGCGCGGCGGCAUAUCCGACUAUGGAAGAUAUCGGCUUGCCGAGAGGGUGCACGAGAAGCCUGGGCCAUGGUAAAAACACGAUAUACCAAGCUGGAUCCGAAUCACAAGGCCCGGGUCAGACCACUAGGGUCAAAUGGGGAAGAAAUUCCCGUUAGUUUAGUAUAUAACCAAGUAGAAGUAGCCGCCAAGUAUUCCCAGCAGGAUUGUAAGUUAGAUAGCCUGCUGGACAGCAUAGAGGAGGAAAUUUUUUGAGUCCAAGUGACUAUGUACUUUCCUUUGCAUAUGUAGCUCUAGCUGAAAACGAUUGUCAUGGCGGACUUUUUCGCUUCAACCUCUCGACC
Messenger RNA from Aegilops tauschii subsp. strangulata, 6366 nucleotides. The record is from RefSeq and is a predicted model, not a curated record. NCBI's taxonomy places the organism in Eukaryota, Viridiplantae, Streptophyta, Magnoliopsida, Poales, Poaceae.